This is a messenger RNA of Symsagittifera roscoffensis, 2336 nucleotides long. RefSeq lists its product as uncharacterized. Lineage: Eukaryota; Metazoa; Xenacoelomorpha; Acoela; Convolutidae. The transcript has 11 exons. The record is from RefSeq and is a predicted model, not a curated record. Bases 44 to 2146 code for a protein of 700 amino acids.
UAUAUGCUUGUUUUGUCCAUGCAACUGGAAACUACCCAAUCAGAUGAUAAUAUCAUCCUUCUUCUGUAAAACAGUGAAAUGCGGAAUUAGGUUCGAACCAAAUUUAAUCCGUUAUUCAAAGUUACGAAGCACUGUUUUGACUCGAGAUGGAUGGACGUAUAGAAAGUUAAACCUGGAUCUGCGAAUUCAGAGUAUCAGUGAAUUAAAUGACGAGGAGUUCAAACAUGUGACCUCAAGUGCUAAAAAUUUCUUUCAACAUAUUGGCUCAGCGGAUAAUUCUUUUGAAUCAUUGUCCUGUUUGGCAAGCUUAGUGAUUUCACGGAAGGCGAAAAAUCGUGGGCGGCAAGAUGAAUUCCUGAACCUAAUCAAUGACGUGUUCUUCGAAGUAAAUAAAAAGCACGGUGGAAGACUACCACAAUACUCUUACCUGGAACUGUAUCACUUAGCCAGAGCCGGAUAUCUUCUUCGAAUGGUUGACAAGCCCUACCACAGAGACUUGAGCCGACGCUGGAUGCACGACAUCCUUACUGAGUUCAUCUACCCCAGAAUGCAUGCGGGUGAACUGGACCGGGACUGUGUGAAACUGGCAACGAGGUGCUUGAUCGGACUUCCCGUGUUCACAGCAGGCUUUACCUCAACCAACCCGCAAUUUCACAGGGAGUACAUUGCCGACCGUAGGAAGAUUCUACAAAGUUUAGUGGACUAUCACAGAGAAAACUAUGCGGAGAUGACGAAGAGUGACAUGCGACUGUUUCUUCACAUGCUAUAUCGACAGGCAUACUCACCUUCUCGUUACGAGGACCUGCAGUUCAUGAAGAAGGUCGUGAGCGAAGAGGAAGAAAUGUAUAGGGAUCAAUCUGGACUGCUCACUCUGCUUAAGUUGGACCGUAUGUAUCGCCUACUGGACAGCGACAACUUCAUGCGACUGCGAACUGAAGUAGAGAAGAUGGCUCAGCUUCCGUUCGAAGAGAGGCACUUAGGCAUAGACACUAUGAUGCGCCUGUGCUACAUGCUGGCAGAGAAAUCAUUCGUCAGAGAACACACAGUCUUCUUCCAUGCACUCACUGACGACCUUUAUAGGAAUUACACAUCCCAAUCCAAGUGCAAACACAUCGCCAUGCUGUUCAAAGCAUACAUGAUAGCAAAUCACAAGCCAUCAGAUGUAGCUGCUAAGAAGCUCUGCACCCUCUUCAAUAUGACUGUGCAUCCUCAUGCUUACAAGGAACAGCUGAUCAAUAUGUCAAAGGCUCUUGUGGGUCUAGACAUGGUACACUUGGGCAAGCCAAUCAUCUGCAAACUGCUGCAGAAAUUUGUGGACGACCCAACAUCUAUCAGCUCGGCUGUUGACUUGUACGUCAUAAAAUCGCUGGAGAUAGAGCAUGGACCACUACUGCAUAGUUUCAUAAGACCUCGGAUGUUGACGCAUUACCUGAGAGACGGAAAGUUCAACACCCGACAUCUGAUGGCUGUAUACUUCAAAAUGGGACUGGGUUCGUUCUACAAUGAGGUUUUGAAGGACGCACUUGGGGAAGCAUAUGUUAGUCCCCAUCGACUACUGCCGUUCUUUGUUGACAUUGACCAUGUUUUUCUUGUGGACGAGGAGGGCAACAUGCUGCCGGCACACGAGAUACAACACACAUUCGAGCCAAUUCCCAGAGAGUACCUGGAGUCAGAUUCUAUGGAGAAACCAGUUGGUAUCCCAGAGGAGUCGCCGGCUACUGGGAUAGAAGAGGGAAGGCCAGUCAUAUCCAAGAACGACAUUCUGUUCGCAGUGAUCAACAGCAAGCUGCAAGUGAAGAAGACGUGGACGAGACGAAAAGGACACCUGAUCUACCUGACGCUGAGGAACAGAGACGACACGGGUCAGUUGUUCGGAGUGUGUGCUUGGCAGAUACGACUGACGAAGAAGAUAAGGCCGCCUGUCAAUGUAUUUGAGAUUGAUCAGUCUUACAUUUCAUCAGUCUCGGAUGUAUACGCCAGAGAAGAUGCAAGAGGAGAUAAUAAAUUGAGGGAGGAAUGUAUUCAGUACAUACAAAAGACUGUGCAAUAUGCCAUUGAGACUACCUUAACUCGGCAUAAACAGAAAGUGGCAACAGAGCAUGUGUCUGCUGAUUUGAAAGGACUAACUUCUUGUGAGCAAUUAUAGAAUUAUUUACUCUCAGGCGGUUUCAGUUGGAGUCCCAUUUAAAUUGAAAAAAAUGGACGAUGCAUAUAGAAUUUUGGCAAUGUUAAUGUUUUUAAAACAAUUUAUCAAUAAGGUCAAUUCGCAUGAUUUUGCACAAAUAAGGAAUACCUCUGACGUGGUGAAUCAUUAGGUCAACACCUCGCUUACCGUA